This is a messenger RNA of Fimicolochytrium jonesii, 1470 nucleotides long. RefSeq names its product class I glutamine amidotransferase-like protein. The coding region runs from base 1 to 1470 and encodes 489 amino acids. Gene Ontology annotation, molecular function: carbamoyl-phosphate synthase (glutamine-hydrolyzing) activity. Gene Ontology annotation, cellular component: carbamoyl-phosphate synthase complex; cytoplasm. Gene Ontology annotation, biological process: L-glutamine metabolic process; L-arginine biosynthetic process; 'de novo' pyrimidine nucleobase biosynthetic process. The record is from RefSeq and is a predicted model, not a curated record. The transcript has 4 exons. NCBI's taxonomy places the organism in Eukaryota, Fungi, Chytridiomycota, Chytridiomycetes, Spizellomycetales, Powellomycetaceae.
AUGCGCGAGUCCCCCGUUCAGUUCCCAGCACCACCACACGUUUUCUCUGUCUUUUUCUCGAGGGAGUUUCUCCGACCUUCAUCAACCAAAAAGAAGGGAAAUCCCUACUCUUCUGUGCCAGAACCACCUCGCUUGCCUGCUACUUUGCGGUUACAGACGGGCCAAACUUUCGCUGCUACUUCUUUCGGUGCGCCUCUCAAAGGAAAGGAAAACAAGGUCGGAGGCGAAAUCGUCUUCACGACGGCCCUUGUCGGUUAUCCCGAGUCCAUGACCGACCCAUCGUACCGUGGACAAAUCCUCGUGUUUACCCAACCUCUCGUCGGCAACUAUGGUGUACCUGGCCAAACCCGUGACGAAUUUGGCUUACUCAAGCACUUCGAGGCCGAUGGGAUUCAAGUUCAAGGCAUCAUCGUCAGUGAUUACGCAGCGAAAUACUCCCAUUGGAAUGCCGUCGAGUCGUUGGGCCAGUGGUGCGCUCGUUACGGAGUUCCUGCGUUGACAGGCGUUGACACUCGCGCCGUCGUCACAUUGUUGAGGGAACGCGGAUCUACAUUGGCAGAAAUCUGCAUUGGUGACAACUCCCCGACAGACCUGCGGGAAAGUGCCCCUAUUGAGACGAAAGACCCUAACGCGAAGAAUCUCGUAGCUGAGGCGUCAACCAAGACGGUGACAUUGUACAAUCCGGACGGCGAUAGCACAAUCCUGCUCAUCGACUGUGGCGCCAAGCAGAACAUCAUUCGCUCGCUCGCCAAGCGCGGAGCCCGCGUCAUGGUCGUCCCAUGGAACUUUGACAUCGCAAGCAGCACUUUUGCGAAACCUGGUGCCAACACCUCACACGCAUUCGAUGGUAUCUUCCUCUCGAACGGUCCUGGUAACCCACAAGCGGCCUACCAGACUGCUCGCAACCUCCGUGCCUUCAUGCAACUCCCACAAGCCAAGACCUUACCCAUGUUUGGCAUCUGCAUGGGCAACCAACUCAUGGGUCUGGCCGCCGGGUUCGGUUCGUACAAGCUCAAGUACGGCAACCGCGGCCACAAUCAGCCUGCCAUCAACCUCGUGACGGGCAAAUGCGUCAUCACGUCUCAGAACCACGGUUACGCCCUCGACGAUACGAGCGUCGCGACCGGACACCCUGUUCCUGAAGAUUGGAUCCCCUUCUUCCGCAACGCUAAUGAUGGUUCAAAUGAAGGAAUUCGUCACGUCGCCCACCCAUGGUCGUCCGUCCAGUUCCACCCCGAGGCCAUGGGAGGCCCUCUCGACACGGACUACCUCUUUGACGAGUUCUUGAGCGAUGUCAGGGAAUACAAGAAGCGCCGCAACCUUAACCGACUCAUCCCGGACUCCGUGUGUCUCUUCCUGGCCUACGUCAGUCGCCUUACGUCGAUAUGUAGUGCUCUAUCCUCUCCCUCUCUGUCAUGUGAUCCUUCAUCAUUCGUUUCUUUUGCAUCACUUUCUACUGCUAGUCAGUAG